Molecule: messenger RNA, 777 nt
Organism: Rhagoletis pomonella (apple maggot)
Lineage: Eukaryota; Metazoa; Arthropoda; Insecta; Diptera; Tephritidae
Gene: l(3)87Df
Product: cytochrome c oxidase assembly protein COX20, mitochondrial
Exons: 3
Coding region: 78-422 (114 amino acids)
Biological process (GO): mitochondrial respiratory chain complex IV assembly
Cellular component (GO): mitochondrion; mitochondrial inner membrane
Source: RefSeq, a predicted model, not a curated record
CGAACAGCUGUUUAUACAAAUUUGUUGUACAAUUGUAAAGCGAACUUUUAUUUAUUUUACAAAUUUGGUGUAAAAAAAUGGAUGAAAGCAGACUGAGUGGAGAGGAAGAAGUUCCACGGAGACAGCUACACGUCUUUGGCCGUGACGUUUCGCAGAUUCCCUGCUUUCGUAACAGCUUUCUAUACGGGAUUGGUGGAGGAGUAGCGAUAGGCGUAGCGACAUUCCUUGGCACGUCCCGCACUCGACUUUCGACGCAUGUUGGUUUUGGCUGCUUUUUUACUGGCACACUUACCUAUUGGCUGGUUUGCAGGUAUCAAUGGUCAAAAAAGCGCUUUGAGUAUCAACAAUUACAGGAAGCUAUGCGCAAGCAGAGUAUAUACGAGGGCACCGACCUUGAGCGACAAAUAUUGGAAGAUGCCUAAGUUUUACGUUUAGCUAUAUUGGUCUUGACUCUAGAAAGCUAUGCUGGGCUAUCGCUGAAUACAUCGUAGUCCGAUUUUCGCGAAAUAUACAAAAAUGCGAUCACAGUCCGAAAUCCUACGAACGUAGCAUUCAAAUUAUUUGCUACGUUCGUAGUACUCGCGUUCAGUGAUAACAUUUUCGUAGAUUUCAUGAAAAAUCGGACUACGAUGGAUCCAGUGAUUGCCCUGACUAUGUGCAAAUAUGUAUACGUACAUUCAUAUACAUACAUAUAAUAUUUAAGAAAAUUGUUGUUUAUUGUUCGUGCCUACACUGUACAUACGGCUUGUGAUUAAGCCCCAUUAAAAAUUUAGUUUU